Nymphalis io (European peacock) is the source of this 687-nucleotide messenger RNA. Its product is annotated as chorion class CB protein M5H4-like. The coding region runs from base 25 to 687 and encodes 220 amino acids. Gene Ontology annotation, molecular function: structural constituent of egg chorion. Gene Ontology annotation, cellular component: egg chorion. Gene Ontology annotation, biological process: chorion-containing eggshell formation; multicellular organism development. The transcript has 2 exons. The record is from RefSeq and is a predicted model, not a curated record. NCBI's taxonomy places the organism in Eukaryota, Metazoa, Arthropoda, Insecta, Lepidoptera, Nymphalidae.
AAAAAAAAGAUUAUAGAAGUCAACAUGUUUAAGAUAAUUAUUGUUUGUGCUAUCGCUACUUUCGUCCAGAAAACUACAUGCCAAUGUAUUGGUAGAGCAGUAAAUAGCAAUAUUUAUAGAAAUCCAAUUAAUUCUUACGCUGCUGAAAAUGGAUACGGUGUUUGCGGUUCGAAUUUAGCGUAUCCUGCCAGUGCAUUGGCUUACGAUACAAUUGCCAAUGGUAUUUACGGGCCUGCUAAUACACUGGCCUAUGAUGGCAUUCCGAAUAUUUAUGGUCCUACCAAUACAUGUGAUAAUGGUGUAUAUGGGUUGAGCUUAGCAACGCUAGCCGCAUCUAACUGUGGUGGGUUUUCCGUAAGAAGUUCAUCCCCAAUCGGCGUGAAUGGCAUAUUAAUUGAAACAGAAAACAUGGUCAUUGAAGGUCCAUUGUCAGUGAAUGGUCAACUGCCGUUUUUGGGAACUGUAGCUUUAGAAGGCACUUUGCCAGCUGCUGGCACAGGUGCUGUUUCAUAUGGCUGUGGGGAUGGAAAUAUUGCUAUAUUGAACGAGGAGUAUCCUAGCAUUGCACCUCCAGCGCCAAAAGGAUAUGGCUGCAAUGCGGUACCAUCAUAUGGUUAUAGUCCUGCAGCAGCUGGACAGUAUGGUUACACUACACAAAGUCCUCAUGGAGUACGUGGAUUUUACUAG